GCUAUGAAGAUUUUGCUGGCAAAACUGCCAAGGCCAUGGAUCGUGGACGAGAAGAAAGACGACGGAUAUACAGCUCUUCAUUUAGCAGCCCUAAACAACCACGUGGAGGUGGCAGAACAACUCGUUUUGAACGGAAAGGCGAACAUGGACCUCCAGAACGUUAACCUACAGACUGCCCUUCAUCUUGCUGUUGAACGCCAGCAUACUCAGAUAGUCAGGCUUCUAGUGAGAGAAGGGGCCAAUUUGAACAUAGCCGAUAAGGACGGAGAUACUCCUUUGCAUGAGGCGCUUCGCCAUCACACUCUUUCCCAACUACGUCAGCUUCAGGACGUCCAAGACGUAGGGAAACUACUGAUGGGACUUGGCACCCAAGGUUCCGACAAAAAAUCUUCAGCUAGCAUCGCCUGUUUCCUUGCUGGCAACGGCGCCGAUCUCACCAUCAAGAACAAGAAAGGGCAGACGCCUCUGGACCUCUGUCCAGAUCCGAACCUUUGCAAAACGCUCACCAAGUGCCACAAGGAUAAGCAGAGCGGCGAGAUGGAAAUGGGGCCCAACCAGAAUACUCAAAACUCCAACGCCAAUUCUACUCUGGAGGAGUGCUUGGUGUGCUCUGAUGCCAAGAGAGAUAUGAUCUUUCAACCGUGUGGACACGUUAUGUGCUGUUCAGCCUGCGCUCCCAGGGUUAAGAAGUGCCUGAUUUGUAGAGAAUCGGUGAUUACCAGAGUUAAGAUCGAAGAAUGCCUCGUUUGCUCCGACAAGAAGGCAUCCGUCCUCUUCAAGCCCUGCGGUCACAUGUGCGCAUGCGAAUUCUGCGCGCAGAUAAUGAAGAAAUGCGUAAUGUGUCGAGCUCAGAUCGAACGCUUGGUUCCUCUAACGGUCUGCGCAGGCGGUUUGGGUACCAUAUCGGAGGUGGAGGCCGACAUCGAAGAAGAGAUCAAGCCGUCGACCAGCGAAAUCCCGACGAUUAUUCAAGGACCGAUCAUGAACAACGGAGGAAGGGACACUACUAAUUCGAACGACAUUCAGAAGCUGCAGCAACAGCUGCAAGACAUCAAGGAGCAGACCAUGUGUCCAGUCUGUCUGGAUAGACUGAAGAACAUGAUCUUUCUCUGUGGACACGGCCUAUGUCAAAUGUGCGGUGACCAGAUGACGGAAUGUCCGAUCUGCAGAAAAGCCGUUGAGAAGAGAAUUCUUUUAUACUAGAAUUAAAUUUAGCGAAUUCUCCGAUGUGGAUUUUUUGUAAGAGGUGUAAAACUACUUCACUUCAGUUGUGAGUAGUGGCAUAUGAAGAAAUCCAUCAUCGGGGGUCUUAAUUGAAAAAGUAAUAAUGUAAUGUUAAGAGGUCGUCAUUCUACAGUUUUGUAUCAAUUUCAAAUAGUUUUUUUUUGUUUUUUAUUUUCUGUCAGAACUGAAAUUGUAACAAAGACUGAGAAUUAGCAUCUGCUCGGAAAAACAUCAAAUCAAAAGGUAAUUUACAAUAGAAAAUCGCAGAUUCAACCUGCCAUUGUCUUCAAGGUUUUCUAGAUUCCAAAUCAUCUGAUUCGGAAAUGUAAACCAACCACUAGAAAUGGUGAAAAUGCCUUCUUUGAUUUUUUCAUGGUAUUAUUUCGAAUAAUCCCCCAAUAUUUCCCACAUUUCUAUCAUUGAAACUCUGUUACUAGUUAAUUCAGAAGAAUGGUGUGAUACAUAUUCAAAAAUUCGAUUUAGGGUUGUAUGAAGUAAAUGAUUGAAAGAGUUUUUGUUGUUACUAUACUCAAUAUCUAUCUUAUUUUUCAUUGAGAGUUUACCUUCUUGUUUAUAUUCGUUGUUGUACAUCCUUAUUGGGGUACAUCCUCUUGUUCAGGGAUAUUCAAGGAAACCUUUUGAUUGUGGAUAUUUGGAAGUUCCAAUUUUUUCAAGAUUACAAU
Messenger RNA from Leptinotarsa decemlineata (Colorado potato beetle), 1907 nucleotides. RefSeq names its product E3 ubiquitin-protein ligase MIB1. Gene Ontology annotation, biological process: Notch signaling pathway; protein ubiquitination; endocytosis. NCBI's taxonomy places the organism in Eukaryota, Metazoa, Arthropoda, Insecta, Coleoptera, Chrysomelidae. Gene Ontology annotation, cellular component: cytoplasm. The record is from RefSeq and is a predicted model, not a curated record. Gene Ontology annotation, molecular function: protein binding.